Chaetomium strumarium is the source of this 1665-nucleotide messenger RNA. RefSeq lists its product as uncharacterized. Gene Ontology annotation, biological process: proteolysis. NCBI's taxonomy places the organism in Eukaryota, Fungi, Ascomycota, Sordariomycetes, Sordariales, Chaetomiaceae. Bases 174 to 1394 code for a protein of 406 amino acids. Gene Ontology annotation, molecular function: metalloexopeptidase activity. The transcript has 4 exons. The record is from RefSeq and is a predicted model, not a curated record.
AUUGCGUGCGCCUUCCCCAACGUGACGCAUCCAGUCGCCGGCUCUGAAACAACUCUCUCCCUCGACAGCACCUCACCCGACCGAGUUCUUCUCAAUCGGAAGUGGACAGCGAUAUCCUCUCUUACACAACAACACAACAACAUAUACCACUGACAUCACCAUCUCCUCCUGCUAUGAAGGUCUCAAACGCGUCUUUGCUUGCCGUGCUGCUGCCGGCGGUGAGCGCCCGCUUUGCUGAGCCGGGCGAGCCAGACCGGGUGAUACUGUAUCCCCACGGCAUCCCCAACUCACCGGAAGAGAGCCAGCAACACCACAUUGAGCUCGCACCAGGAGAGACAAGAUGGGUCACGGAGGACGAGAAGUGGGAGCUACGACGGAACGGCAUCCGGUUCUUCGACAUCACCGAUAACGCUGAUCUCGGCGCACUCCGCGCAAGGAGCGCCACUAAGAAGAAGAGCGUCUUCCCUGAGAAGCCGAAGCUGCAGAAGGAGAUCAAGCCGCUACUGGCGAAACUGUCAAAGACAGAGAUGAAAGACCACCUGACGACAUUCACAUCCUUCCACACCCGCUACUACAAGUCCGACUACGGCCGGCAAUCAAGCGAGUGGCUCCUCGGCCAAGUCCGCGACACCAUCAAGUCUGCGGGUGCCGAGAAGUACGUUCAUGCUGAGCACUUCAAGCACCCAUGGGGCCAGAACAGCAUUAUCGCGACCAUCCCCGGCAAGACCAACUCGACCAUCGUGAUUGGCGCGCACCAGGACUCCAUCAACCUGUGGCUGCCGAGCGUGCUCGCCGCCCCCGGCGCCGACGACGACGGCAGCGGCACCGUGACCAUCCUGGAAGCCUUCCGCGUCAUUCUGCAGUCCGAGGACAUCGUCAAGGGGAAGCACGAGAACACGCUGGAGUUCCACUGGUACAGCGCCGAGGAGGGUGGUCUGCUGGGUAGCCAGGCGAUCUUCUCAACCUACGAGAAGCAGGGGCGCGACGUCAAGGCCAUGCUGCAGCAGGACAUGACGGGUUUCGUGAGGCGCACGCUGGACGCGGGCAAGCCUGAGAGUGUGGGAGUCAUCGUGGACUAUGUGGACCCCAACCUGACGGACUUUGUCAAGAAGGUUAUUGUUGAGUACUGUGACAUCCCCUUCGUCGAGACCAAGUGCGGGUACGCCUGCUCCGACCACGCCUCGGCGUCCAAGGCUGGGUACCCUUCGGCCUUUGUGAUCGAGUCGGCGUUCGAAUUCUCAGAUGACCACAUCCACUCCACCGAAGACCUGAUCAAGUAUCUAUCAUUCGAUCACAUGCUCCAGCACGCGCGCAUGACGCUGGCUUUUGGUUAUGAGUUGGCAUUCACAGAUUUCUCCGUGCUUGAGGGACCGGACCACUCGGAUUCGUUGUAGAUAGUCCCUGUGUGGGCCGCGAAUGCCGCCCACAUUACAUGUGUUGGAUAAUACUUUGGACUGUCGGCUGAGAUGGCCGGGUUGAUGCAUGUAUUGUAUUGUACAGCAUGCAUGAUGCCCAUGCUUCGUACAUGCGCACUACUCGACCUCCUUGACGACAUCUGGAUGUAUUUUUUCGUUGUUGAAGCGAUGCUGUCCAAGUAUAUCCUCCUGAUGCUCAUGCUCUUUGCUGUGCCUAUUCCGAACGCUGCAGCAAGAUUGCGCAGUCAGA